CGCCACUCACUACCCUGCACGCCGCACGCCGCGGAGUCCCUGAGAGCUGAUGCUCGUGGGAGCGACUUGGCUUGGAGCGCGGGUCGCCGCUCCUCCGAGACACCAUGCAGGUCUCCAGCCUCAACGAGGUGAAGAUUUACAGCCUCAGCUGCGGCAAGUCCCUUCCUGAGUGGCUUUCGGACAGGAAGAAGCGAGCGCUGCAGAAGAAGGAUGUCGAUGUCCGCAGAAGAAUUGAACUGAUUCAGGAUUUUGAAAUGCCUACUGUUAGUACCACUAUUAAGGUUUCAAAAGAUGGACAGUAUAUUUUGGCAACUGGCACGUACAAGCCCCGGGUCCGGUGCUACGACACCUACCAGUUGUCCUUGAAGUUUGAGAGGUGUUUAGACUCAGAAGUGGUCACCUUUGAAACGUUGUCCGACGACUAUUCAAAGAUCGUCUUCUUACAUAACGAUCGAUACAUCGAGUUCCAUUCCCAGUCGGGCUUUUACUACAAAACCAGAAUCCCCAAGUUUGGGAGGGACUUCUCGUACCAUUACCCGUCCUGCGACCUGUACUUCGUCGGCGCAAGCUCUGAGGUUUAUAGGUUAAACCUAGAACAAGGACGGUACCUGAAUCCCCUGCAGACGGAUGCCGCGGAGAACAACGUCUGUGACAUCAACUCCGCGCACGGCUUGUUUGCCACGGGAACGGUAGAGGGCCGCGUGGAGUGCUGGGACCCCAGGACGCGCGGCCGCGUGGGCCUGCUGGACUGCGCGCUCAGCAGCGUCACUGCAGACUCGGAGAUAAACAGUUUACCAACAAUCUCUGCUUUGAAGUUCCAUGGCGCCUUGACCAUGGCAGUCGGGACAUCCACAGGGCAGAUCUUACUCUAUGACCUGCGGUCGGACAAGCCGCUGCUAGUUAAGGAUCACCAGUACGGGCUGCCCAUUAAGUCGCUUCAUUUCCAGGACUCCUUAGAUUUGGUCUUGUCUGCAGACUCUCGGAUCAUCAAGAUGUGGAAUAAGAACUCAGGGAAAAUAUUCACUUCCUUGGAGCCAGAACACGAUAUUAAUGAUGUCUGCCUCUACCCCGACUCAGGGAUGCUUCUCACCGCCAACGAAACCCCCAAGAUGGGCAUCUAUUACAUUCCGGUGUUGGGCCCCGCGCCCAGGUGGUGCUCCUUCCUGGACAACCUGACGGAAGAGCUGGAGGAGAACCCGGAGAGCACGGUGUACGACGACUACAAGUUCGUCACCAGGAAGGACCUGGAAAACUUAGGGCUCACGCAUCUCAUCGGGUCACCUUUUCUCCGGGCCUACAUGCAUGGGUUCUUCAUGGACAUACGGCUCUACCACAAGGUGAAGCUGAUGGUAAACCCAUUUGCUUACGAAGAGUACAGGAAAGACAAGAUCCGACAGAAGAUAGAGGAGACCCGGGCACAGAGAGUCCAGUUGAAGAAACUGCCGAAGGUCAACAAAGAGCUGGCGCUGAAACUGAUGGAGGAGGAGGAGGAGAAGCGGAGCUCUGCGUGGAGAAAGAAAGCCAAGAGCCUUCCCAACAUCCUGACUGACGACCGGUUUAAAGUUAUGUUUGAGAACCCCGACUUCCAAGUAGACGAAGAGAGCGAAGAAUUUAGGCUUUUGAAUCCACUUGUUUCAAAGAUCAGUGAAAAAAGGAAGAAGAAGCUGAGACUCUUAGAGCAGCAGGAGCAGCGAGACAAGGAAGAGGAGGAAGAGCCGGAAGGAAGGCCGAGCGACGCGGAGAGCUCCGAGAGCUCGGACGACGAGAAGGCCUGGGUCGAGGAGGUCAGGAAGCAGCGCCGGCUGCUGCAGCAGGAGGAGAGGGCCAGGCGGCGGCAGCAGCUCAGGGAGGACCAGCAGACCGUCCUCAAGCCCCAGUUCUACGAGAUCAAAGCAGGCGAGGAAUUCAGGAGCUUCAAAGACUCUGCCACGAAGCAGAAGCUGAUGAAUAAAACCCUGGAGGAUCGGCUGAGACUCGAAGCAGAGAAGGGGGCGCUGAGCGUGGCGGACACCACGGUGGGCAGCAAGCAGCUGACGUUCACGCUGAAGAGGUCCGAACAGCAGAAGCAGCAGCAGGAGGCCGAGAAACGGCACCGCCAGGAGAGGAAAGCUCUCCGUCGCUCAGCUGGCCACCUGAAGUCCAGGCGCACGAGAGGACGGCCCUUCCACUGAGUCCGGAGCGGACUGGCUGCGCGGCCGGGAGGGUGGGUAGGCACCGGAGCGCGCCGGCCACGGACCAGAGGCACGCGGGUCGC
Phyllostomus discolor (pale spear-nosed bat) is the source of this 2254-nucleotide messenger RNA. RefSeq names its product nucleolar protein 10 (gene NOL10). Gene Ontology annotation, molecular function: protein binding. The coding region runs from base 105 to 2171 and encodes 688 amino acids. Gene Ontology annotation, biological process: maturation of SSU-rRNA from tricistronic rRNA transcript (SSU-rRNA, 5.8S rRNA, LSU-rRNA). The record is from RefSeq and is a predicted model, not a curated record. NCBI's taxonomy places the organism in Eukaryota, Metazoa, Chordata, Mammalia, Chiroptera, Phyllostomidae. The transcript has 21 exons. Gene Ontology annotation, cellular component: small-subunit processome; nucleolus; nucleus.